This is a messenger RNA of Ipomoea nil (Japanese morning glory), 1167 nucleotides long. RefSeq lists its product as uncharacterized. The transcript is spliced from 2 exons. NCBI's taxonomy places the organism in Eukaryota, Viridiplantae, Streptophyta, Magnoliopsida, Solanales, Convolvulaceae. The record is from RefSeq and is a predicted model, not a curated record. The annotation marks the transcript as partial.
AAGAGUGUAUUUUUAAAUGGCUUACUUGAAGAAGAAGUUUACGUCGAACAACCACCCGGUUUUGAGGUAAAAGACGUUGGUGAUCAAGUUUACAAAUUAAAGAAGGCAUUGUAUGGGUUAAAACAAGCUCCGCGAGCUUGGUACGACACCUUGUCGAUGUUCUUAAUUAGUUGUGGAUUCACCAAAGGUCUAGUCGAUAAAACCCUCUUUAGAAUUCAAGAAAAUAAUCACAUUUUAUUAGUACAAAUUUAUGUUGAUGAUAUUAUCUUUGGAAGUACUGAUAAAUCUUUAUGUGAGAAAUUUUCUAAGCUCAUGCAGAAUAGGUUCGAGAUGAGUAUGAUGGGAGAAUUAAAUUACUUUUUGGGACUGCAAGUCAAGCAACUUGAAGAAGGAAUUUUCAUAAAUCAAGCCAAGUACACAAGAGAUCUUAUCAAGAAAUUUGGCAUAGAUGGAAAAUCCUCAGUCAAAAUUCCCAUGAGUACAUCUCAAAAAUUGGAUAAAGAUGAUGAAGGAAAAGACGUCGAUCAAACGAUGUAUCGAAGGAUGAUUGGAUCGUUACUAUACUUAACCGCAAGCAGACCGGACAUAUCCUACUCGGUUGGCAUAUGUGCAAGAUUCCAAUCAAAGCCCAAAGAAAGUCAUCUGAUUGCAACCAAGAAGAUAAUUCGAUAUCUCAAAGGAACAAUCAAUGUGGGAUUAUGGUAUCCCAAAGAAGGAGAUUUUACACUAACUGGUUAUUCAGAUGCAGAUUUUGCAGGUUGUAAAAUAGACCGAAAAAGUACCUCAGGGACAUGCCAGUUCUUAGGGGGAAGAUUGGUCUCUUGGUUCAGCAAAAAGCAAAACUCCAUAGCUACGAGCACUGCCGAAGCCGAAUAUAUUGCAGCUGGGAGUUGUUGUGCACAAAUCUUGUGGAUGAAGCAACAAUUAUUGGACUAUGGGAUUAAGUGCGAAAAUGUUAGCAUUUUAUGCGAUAAUACAAGUGCAAUCGCCAUAACCCAAAAUCCGGUGCUUCAUUCGCGAACCAAGCAUAUUGACAUUAAUCAAGUGGAGAUGGAGUCAUUCACAACCGGAGGAACAAGGAAAUCUAGCCGUGUACUAAGCGGGAUGAUUCUAGAUGUCACCGACUUCAAUAAGCAAGUGGAGGACAAAUCUAUUGGGGUUGUGUGA